GAUGUUGUUGCUUACAAAAUAAGUCGCUCGGCGGACUUCAAUCGAAUCUGUCGAAAUCGAAUUUUUUUGGAUUGAUCACUUCAUAUCAAUGAUAGAUAAUAAGAUAAAAUUUAAGAGAACGUGGGAGAACUAUAUCGUUCUUACUUUAACGGAACAUCGAAUGAAAUCGGACAUUAGCAUAAAAAGGAGAAGAGGAAGAGGAAGACGAGGAAGAGGUGAAAGACACGUUCAUUCCAUGCGUGUGCGAACUAUUUCCCUGUCGUCCCAUGGAACAACGCGCAUGCCAUGCCAGUCUGGAUCGCGCGUAUUUAAGGGCUGUUGCUUCGGGGUGCUCGCCACUAUCACUGCAAUCAUCGACUCCACGAGUUGCUCGAUACAAGAAUACGAGAGACGAAUCAUCUCGCGAAUAUAACGACUCUCGAAAUUUACAAACGCCGGAAAUCAUGAACUCGAUGAUUAAGAUCGUCGUCUCCGUCGCCGCCCUGUCGAUUUUAUUCGGAGAAAUUUUCGCAAUGCCACUGGCCCAAUGUAGUCCAGGCCUCCUCGACGAAGUACCACCUAAAGUACGAAAAAUCUGUGCAGCUUUAUCCACCAUAUAUCAAAUUCAAUCUGCGAUGGAAAGUUACGUCGGCGACAAAGUUUCAGUUCUUGAAGAGAACAACCCGUUACCAGGAAGCGGAGUUAAGAGACAAGACGUCGAUCACGUCUUUUUACGUUUCGGUAGACGACGCUAACCUCCAUCGAUGAAACAAUCUCCAAAACGAUAAAAUAUAAAUCUUCUGUCCUCAUCUGUGAAUCUCUAUCGUUGUCGAAUUAUGAAAUAAUAAAAAUAAAAUUAAACCUUACGGUCUUUACGUUGGCA
Molecule: messenger RNA, 862 nt
Organism: Vespa crabro (European hornet)
Lineage: Eukaryota; Metazoa; Arthropoda; Insecta; Hymenoptera; Vespidae
Gene: Ms
Product: myosuppressin
Exons: 4
Coding region: 267-734 (155 amino acids)
Source: RefSeq, a predicted model, not a curated record